This is a messenger RNA of Didymella exigua CBS 183.55, 2661 nucleotides long. RefSeq lists its product as uncharacterized. The coding region runs from base 173 to 2488 and encodes 771 amino acids. Lineage: Eukaryota; Fungi; Ascomycota; Dothideomycetes; Pleosporales; Didymellaceae. The transcript has 2 exons. The record is from RefSeq and is a predicted model, not a curated record.
CGGAGAGCCACAGAGCAAUCUCCACGCACUCACUCGCAGCCAUGCGACCCAACACACUCGCUUGCACAUGACCGCCGCCUCCUUCACCAGUCCAGCACCUGGCGGCCACUUUUAGCACGAGCAUCCACGCACCUCGGCUCCCUGCGCCCUGCCUGCGCCCUGCCCACUCGCCAUGGCAGAUGUCGGCCGCAAACGCACGCUGGACGGCGACGGGCCUGCCGCACUCCGCAAGAAGCUGCGUCCGUCAGAGCUGCCGCUGUCGCAGGCACAGCGCACUGCCAUCGACAACCUCGCGCACACCUUUCGCAAGAAGGGACACUAUGACAGCAUCCGUAAGGACCUGUUGGCGCAGUUCGAGGCCAGCCCUGCCAAAGCCGACCUGCUCGCGGCCCUGGAGGAGCUCGUCGACCGCGAGACCGACCGCAACCCGUCGCUCCUGUCCAAGGACCCCAGAGUCGCUGCCACGCUGAUCGAAGGCGCCGGCGAGCGCAGCGAUAUCUACGGCAAGAUCACGCACACCGUCAACACCCUGCUCGCCAAGUUGAUCGAGGAGCAAGGCCUGCCCAGGAUGCGCGAGCACCGCAUACAGGAAGUCGGCGCUGGAGUCGCUGCCGAAGAGGAGAAGCGCGGAAGCAAGACGGAGGAGCAGUGGCAGCACGAGGCCGACGCUCGUCGAGCAGAAAGGGAAGCCAAGCUCGAGCAGGAACGUGACAAGGAGCGCGAGCGCGAGCGCGCAGAGAAGGCGAAGAGAGAGGAGCGGAAACGCCGGCAGAAGGAGGAGGAGGAGGCACGCGAGAAGAAGCGCCAGGAAGAGAAAGAGCAAAGGCGCAAGGCACGCGAGGCCCAGCAGAAAGAAGACGAAGACCGUCGGCGGAAGAAGAGGGAGCGCGCAGAGAAGGAGGAGGAAGAAGAGCGUGCGCGCAUCAAGAAGGAGCGGGAAGAGCACGAGGCCACGCGUGAGGCUCGUCUCAAGAAGAUCCGCGAAGAGGACCGCGAGCGCGAGAAGCGCAUCGAGGCCGAGCUGGCUCAGAGUCGCCCUGGACGCAGCCGCGGAGGUCGCGCACGCAGCAGGACGCGGAGUCGCAGUCGAGACCGGGACCGCGGUCGAGACAGAGACAGAGACCGUGAACGGGAUCGCGACCGAGACAGGCGCAGAAGCCGGAGCCGCACGAGGUCACGCGAGCGCACACGACCGGUCAGGCCCGAGGACAUCAAAGUGGAUGAUGAUCUUGCGCUGCAACUGCUGCUACAAGAAAGCGAGGAGAUGAAGAAGUCAAGACAACGCCCUACUCUCGAAAGGUCCGAGUCCCUCGAGCCGCCAAUCAAGAAAGCACAGCCCCCAGGUACACUCAAGCCCCGAGACCCAGCCGCAGCGAGACUGGCAAGACUCGACAGCAAGCCGCUUUCUCCAGCUGCCAAGUCUUCAAGUAAAGAACCGCCCACGCCCACAACGCCCCCGCCUGCCAGUAAGGAUGAAGACACACCAAUGGAAGAUGCACCGCCAGUUGACGACACCAAGUCACGAUGGGACCGGCCUCCGCCUCUGAAGCCUGACAGAACACGCGGUGGAUCGCGCUCACACAGUGUCGCUCAGAGCACCAGUGCGCGGAAACACAGCAAAUCUCGAUCGAGAUCCCGCGGUAGCCGCCAUGAUAGGCGCGGUUCUUUCGUCGAAGGUGACCGCCGUUCUCGCCGCGAUGAUGACAGACGUUCACAGAGGCCACGUGACGACAGUAGACAACGAGACCGUGACAACAGCAGACAACGAGACCGUGACAACAGCAGACAACGAGACCGCGACGACCGACGCCGAAGCCGCUCUAGAGACACUCACACCAGCCGUCGCAAGUCUCGAGUAUCACGCAGCCCCGAGCGACGGAAUGAUCGUGACCGCGACCGCAAAAUUUCUCGUUCACGAUCCCGCGACGCCCGCCGAAGCCGCCGCCGCCACCACUCACGUUCAAGAAGCCCUGAAACCAUCGAUCGAUACGUUCCCCGCAGCGAACGGCGCGAUGAUCGCGACCGCAAGCGUCCGGACAGUCGAGAUCGUAAAAGGGACGACAGCCGAGACCGCAAGCGCAGCGAUAGCCGUGACCGUAAACGGGAUGACAGUCGGCGCCGGCGCGACGACAGCCGUGAUCGUCCGCGCACCUACAGAUCCCGAGAGUACGAUCGCUGGGACGCACGAGACGGGAGCGUGCGUGAGAGUCGAGAUUCUAGGAACACUCGUGACGCAGAGCGAGGGAGCCGAUUCCAGGACUCUGACCGCUAUGUACCAGGCGGUGGCGACGAUAAAGAAGUUGAUCCUGACGAGAGACGCGAUAGCAAGAAGCGGGACAGGGAGAGAAGCAGGAGCAGAGACAAGGACAGAGACCGGGAUGAUCGUGACCGAGAUGACCGCCGCGGCAAGGAUGAUCGCGACACAGACACGAGACGGCGUCGUAGCAGGUCGAGGAGUCGAGAUCGUGGCGGUCGAAGACGUCGUUAGCAGGGCCUUACAGACCGAUGCGUACAAUGUAGGCCAAAGCUUGUAUUAUCACCUACCAAGAUUCCCUCCAUGUGGAGCUGGGAUCACUCUAUCAGAUUUGAAGCUUGUAUUACUACAGAGGUGCACGCUUGGAAUUGAAGGCACCACAUACGCCCUGCACGAUGAUGAAGAAC